Messenger RNA from Coniophora puteana RWD-64-598 SS2, 639 nucleotides. RefSeq lists its product as uncharacterized. Bases 1 to 639 code for a protein of 212 amino acids. Gene Ontology annotation, molecular function: RNA binding. Gene Ontology annotation, cellular component: nucleolus. Lineage: Eukaryota; Fungi; Basidiomycota; Agaricomycetes; Boletales; Coniophoraceae. The transcript has 5 exons. The record is from RefSeq and is a predicted model, not a curated record.
AUGAUAGAUUCGGAUCCUACGGCGCUGGUUCAGCCAUCUGCAGUACCUACUUUUCCUGCCCUUGAUCCAUCCGCACAACGAACUCUCCUCAAAUCAGAAACACGGCGCAUUCCUAUACCACCACACCGGAUGACACCUAUCAAAAAAGAAUGGGUCAACAUCUUCAGCCCACUUACGGAGAUGCUGGGUCUUCAAGUCCGGAUGAAUGUUCAGCGGAGAUCCGUGGAGAUCCGAACAUCAAAACAUACAAAAGAUAUCGGUGCAUUGCAAAAGGGGGCAGAUUUUGUUAAGGCAUUUGCAUUGGGCUUCGACGUCAACGAUGCUAUUGCCCUCCUUCGGUUAGAUGAUCUAUACCUCGACUCAUUCGAGAUUAAGGACGUCAAAACACUCCAAGGCGAUCACCUCGCCCGUGCCAUUGGUCGAAUAGCAGGACAGGAUGGCAAGACCAAGUUUACGAUUGAAAACGCGAGCCGGACACGCAUUGUCCUCGCUGACACGAAAAUACAUAUUAUGGGCUCCUUCCAAAAUAUUAAAAUUGCACGAGAUGCCAUUGUUUCUCUCAUCUUGGGAUCGCCACCUGGAAAAGUAUACGCUGGGCUUAGAACGGUAGCCAGCCGUAUGAAGCAGCGGGCACUGUAA